AUGCUGGCGCACCAACAGCAGCACGCCAUUUCGCCGGCAGACCUCUCUGUCCUCUCCCUGCUCACGCAGGACCAGGCGCCGUCGCCCGCACAGGUCGCUUCCUCAUCAUCCGCCCGCGGCCAGCCUCACGCCUCGACACACCGGUCGAGGACGAAGAAGGGCGAUGGUCGAGCAGAUGUCGACCCGCUGCUCAUCGCUGCUGCCGCUGCCUCUGGGCCAGACGUCACCCGCAACCACUACUUCCACUCCUUCUUCCCCCAUCCUCUCGCCUACUCUGCCUGCGACGACGAGCGAGCGGCGCUCAAUGCCUCGCCGCCCGGUCCGUCUACGAGCCCUCCCGCCCAGCGGCCAAAGAUGGAGUCCCGACAAGCGCCCCGAAGCAUUCGUCUUCAGGUCGAAGAGGAGGAGAAGCGGCGGCUGGAACGGCUGGAGCGGCUGAGACGAGAACAGGCGCAGAAGGAGGAAGAGCAGAAGGGAGUGUUGCAGGACAAGCCGCAGGCAGUGGCUCUCCCGACCCGCGACGGCGGCUUCGAGUUCAAGGAGGACGGCAAGGUGCAAGCGAAGGCGAGUCAACGCGAUACGGACCGCAUCAAGGCGCCGAAGCCUGGGCAGGUCCGCCACCUGCAGGACGAGUCGCUCGUCGACCUUCUGCGGCAGCCUUCCACUCCUCCGCCUCUCGAACACCCUCUCGCCGAACCUCCCUUCCCAACAGUUGGCGCUCAUUCAGCCGUCAAGCCCGAAUCUCCUCUCUCUGCGCCGGAAACGACUACUGCCGCAUCCCCCGAGGCGAAGACGCCCCUCCCCCCUCUCGAAGUCCAGUGUCGCGUCCGGACCCGCAUCCCGACUCCUCACGGCCACAUCUUCCUCCACCUCUAUACGAACAACCAUGACACCAAAGAGCACCUCGCUUUCGUCGCCGACCACGCGCAAAUGGCUUCGACUUCCGUCACCACGAACGCGGUCGAGGGCACGCCUAUCCUCGCGGAGACGGGCGAGCGACGGCUGCUCCCGUUCAUCCGGUCACACAGCCUUGACUGCAAGUGGCACGACGGCGAGACGGAUCAGGAGCGCAUCGUUCGCGGGGCCUAUGUUGGUCGCCUCACCGAAACGACUCAUAUCGCCUCUCACCCCAACCCUCACUCCCUCGACCCGACAGCGACUCCCCCUCACGUCCACCGAUCGCACCGGACAACGCACAACACUUCGUCUCGGGCGCCGACGGACCCGCCUCUCGUCCGCAUCCACUCCGAAUGCUUCACCGGCGAGACGAUCGGCUCUCAGCGGUGCGACUGCGGCGAACAACUCGACGAGGCUUUCCGCCUCAUCACGCUUGCCGGGCGAGGCGUCGUCGUCUACCUGCGCCAGGAAGGUCGCGGAAUUGGCCUACUCGAAAAGAUGCGCGCCUACAACCUACAAGAUCUCGGCCACGACACGGUGACGGCGAACCUGAUGCUCGGUCACGGUGCCGAUAUGCGGACGUACGGGAUCGCCGGCGCCAUCUUGCGCGACCUCGGCGUCGCCCACAAUGGAGUUCGGCUCUUGACGAACAACCCGGACAAGAUCAAGCAGAUCGAAGGCGAGGGCGUGAAGGUCGUCGAGCGCGUCGCGAUGGUGCCACGAAGCUGGGUCUUGGCGGAGGAGGAGGCAGCGGCAGCAGCGAGACGGGCAGCGCGAAAGGCCAAGGGCAAGGCCGGUGGCGCCGACAAGCGCAAGAGCCUCGAUGUGUCUAUCUCGUCGCUCCAGUCGCUCGACGCUUCCUCCCGCCGCCCGUCGUACUCGCGAUCGACCUCGCUCGCUUCGUCGGCCGGACCGUCCGGCUACUCGACCCGCGCUCCCUCCGAUAUCGACGGCGAGCUGUCUGACGGCGACUCUGACUCCUCCGACUGGGACGCCAAGACGGACUCGUCCCGCGCGUAUCACCUUCGUCGCGCCGGCGUCGGCAUGAUUGGCGCCUCGGUGACCAGCAGUCCCGAACUCGACAAGUAUCUGCGGACCAAGAUCGAUAGGAUGGGUCACCUCUUGAAUCAUCCGGCCCAGCAGGGAACUCUCGAGCGGGUCAUGAGUCACGGGGGCGCGAAUACUCCGGGCGCGACGCACCAGCACCCCCUCAGCGAGAGCAUCACGAGUCUCGAGGGGUCUUCGAGCGAGGCGGCGAGUCGGUAG
Messenger RNA from Rhodotorula toruloides NP11, 2163 nucleotides. Its product is annotated as GTP cyclohydrolase II. The record is from RefSeq and is a predicted model, not a curated record. Gene Ontology annotation, biological process: riboflavin biosynthetic process. The transcript is spliced from 2 exons. Gene Ontology annotation, molecular function: GTP cyclohydrolase II activity. Bases 1 to 2163 code for a protein of 720 amino acids. NCBI's taxonomy places the organism in Eukaryota, Fungi, Basidiomycota, Microbotryomycetes, Sporidiobolales, Sporidiobolaceae.